UCGUGAUAAAAGCGGUCAGAAAUUAAAUAAACUUUUUUACUUAAUUGAGUAAUCCUGGUAGCGGCUGUGAAUGUGGAUGUGGUGCAGAGAAAAUAUUUUUCUAUCAGUUCUACGUAUACCUGUAUCGAUAGCUAUUAACUGAUAUGCCUGAGAGAUGGCUGGAAGCUAAGGGUUUUCUCUUGGAUAUGACUGGGGUGCUGUACGAUAGUUAUGGCUUGACAGGAACGGCCAUUCCCGGAUCCUGUGAAGCCCUGCAGCUGCUGCGGCAGCAUCAUGUUCCCUUUCGUUUUGUCACCAAUGAAAGCACCUCCGACCGCCAGUUCUUAGCCAUGGUCCUCAGUACACUGGGCUUGCAGAUCGAUGCGCAGGAGAUCAUCGCACCUGCACCACAAGUUGUCAAGAUCGUGCGGGAGCGCGGUCUGCGCCCGUUCCUCCUGGUCAAAGACACGGUCCUCCAGGAAUUUGCCGGCCUGAAGACCACAAACCCCAAUUGCGUGGUACUUGGCGACGCACAGGACGACUUCUCCUAUGAAAACGUCAACCGCGCCUUCUCCAUCCUCAUGAACCUUCCGAAGCCUGUCCUGCUUUCCAUGGGCUGCGGUCGCUACUACAAGGAGACCGACGGUCUGAAGAUGGACGUGGGCGCCUACUGUAAAGCUCUGGAGUACGCCUGCGGUAUCCAGGCGGAAUGCUGCGGUAAACCCGAUCCGCGCUUCUUCCAGAUGGCCCUGGACAGUCUCGGGCUGGAGGCGGACGCGGUGGUGAUGGUGGGGGACGAUGUGCGGAAUGAUGUCAACGGGGCGCAGAGGGUCGGCAUGAGGGGAGUGCUGGUGAAGACGGGCAAGUACCGCACGGGCGACGAGGAGCACGGAGAGAGACGGCCCGAUGCUGUGAUGGAAAAUUUGUUGGAGGUUGUCAGAAUGUACUUACACAGUACAUAGAUGCCGUAACAUAAGCGAGUGAAAAUUACAGUAUAUUUCCAUUUUUGUUUCUCGGCGAGAAGCGAUUUUGUGUAUAUAAGAGAAUUUUUGCUUAUACGUGUGCAGUUCCGACUUUUUUAAUUUUCGACGUGCUCAUAUAGCCUCAUAUGUUUUAAUGUGUGGUCACUUGUGGUGUGUAUGAGGGUUUUUGGCUUGCGCCAUCUACUGCCGGAUGUGGCUUGAUCAGACCGCGUUUGCCGUGUGAUUACACAAGCUGUUAGA
Messenger RNA from Paramacrobiotus metropolitanus, 1202 nucleotides. RefSeq names its product phospholysine phosphohistidine inorganic pyrophosphate phosphatase-like. Gene Ontology annotation, biological process: dephosphorylation. Gene Ontology annotation, molecular function: phosphatase activity; inorganic diphosphate phosphatase activity. The transcript is spliced from 2 exons. Gene Ontology annotation, cellular component: cytosol. Bases 144 to 941 code for a protein of 265 amino acids. The record is from RefSeq and is a predicted model, not a curated record. Lineage: Eukaryota; Metazoa; Tardigrada; Eutardigrada; Parachela; Macrobiotidae.